This is a messenger RNA of Closterium sp. NIES-67, 3300 nucleotides long. NCBI's taxonomy places the organism in Eukaryota, Viridiplantae, Streptophyta, Zygnematophyceae, Desmidiales, Closteriaceae. The record is from the annotation of a GenBank genome assembly.
CGAUGCUGUCUUUAUCCCUUGCCUCAUUGCCUCAGCUCCAGCUAGGUAGGAGCCUUUCAGGCCUGCCUUUUACUCCCUUACGCUGUCCAGGCCGCCAUGCGACGAACUGGAGGAGAACGAUCACAAUGAGCGAGUGACGUCACCGCCUCACGAUGAACCUCGACGUGACGGGAGCCGCUGCGUGACGUGGCUGCGUGACGUGUCUGCGUGUCAUUUCUUCGCGACAACGGGGCACUGACUACGACAACCGGCACUCUGAUGACGGCUUGCCUUCCGGCGCCGGCACGAGCAACCUCUCACCGGGCCCUGAAUCGGAUUUAUUCCAUUGCGUUUCGUCUCCCUAAACCCUUUGUCUUCUUUGUUGGGUGGGGCCCGGUGAUCGCAUGACGAAGUUACAACACUGCAACAAUAUGAAGCCAGCUGUCUACACGGCUCUGGCACGUGUGUACCGGUUUAAGUCUCCGACGAUCCCGGCCGCUCUCACCCGUCUCACCCAUUUCUUGUUCCCCGUUGCCAAUCUCUCCACUUCCUUACCGCCGUGUGUCCGUUAUUCCUCCACGCGAUAUUCUCUGUUUGAGAAUUCUCUUGGUGUCGGAGCUUCCCUGUGAGGGAAUUGGGCGCCCGUGUGCGCGUUAAAGAGCUGUGAUGAGUAUCUGACAGGAGCAUGUCGCGUUGGCCUUCAGAGGCAGCAUCGCUGCCAGUGAGACGAUUCUUGUCUCUGAGCUCUCAAGGAGAAGUUGUGUCCUUGAUUCGGCACUGUGUCGUUUCAUACUCGUUCUUUCCCUGUGUUUCAAUUCUUUCGCACUUAUUCUACCGGCUGCUUUCCGGACGUUCUAUUAUUGCGUCGUUUCACGCGUGGAUCCGCCCGCUGCGAGGGAUGAAUCGCCUAGUUUCACGACGGUCGUCUGAGCGCGGCACAAGAUGUCGCCAUUGCUGAGCCUGAGCUUUCGAAUCUGACGACCAGCGGGUGAUCCACGCGUCAUUCUACUCUGUUUCCCUCUUCCCUCGUACAUUUCACUGCCGUCGUGUCUUGCAUGCCGUAUCUUCCGUCCUUGCCCCGUGAUGCUUUAAUCUUUGAGACCUGAGGCCAGCUCAGCGGCUGUGCUUCUCCUGAUGACUAUAUCCCUUAGUACCUGAGGGCACUCCGCAGUUUUUAGACUUCUGUGCUGCUGCAUUCAUGAGGUUCUUAAAACGAGCCUUAUCCCUUGAAGGCGGAAAGGCGCAGUGAUUUAAACGGAUGCAGUUCUGAAGACCUUUCUCUCUUCGAGGGAGUGAUAGACAACGCAUCUUUUAAUUAUCCUUAAUUCCUCAGGCUGAGCGCCUACUGUCCUUCCACCUACAAUCGUUGUCCGUUUUCUCGUUUUUAUUCCUCGGUGCCUGAUUUGCAUCACUUCCUUGAGAGCGCCAAUCCAAGGGUCGGUCAUCCCUUUGUUCUCGGCAAUCCCAAUGCCGGGGCCACCAGAAACCGUCCCUGAGAUGAGAGCGUGGUCUUUCCCUCCCCCCUCUGCGCCCUCGGGUCAGACGGGGGGAGUGAGGGGCCGCAGUGGCCAGACAACCACUGGGCGUUUCUCCACUGAGGCCUUGCUUCGCCCCCCGCCUUGCCUCAACUAUGAACCUGCCCACAUUCCUUAUAUCCCCGAUAAUGCGGGUUUCGAGUUACCUUUUUACCUUGGCGAGGAUGUGAUGUGACAAGAGUUCUUGACCUUUUCCUGACCCUGAGUGCCUCGAGCGCUCAGCUGAUGCUUCACAUCACUCAGAGGCUGUUUCUGAUCCUCCCUCUUCGCGCCUUCCAUCCCCCCUUUCCGUCGUCAGUCCCUCUGUUUAGUUUCCUGCUUAUUAGUCUUCAUCUCCUGGUCUUGUGCAUCUGUGGGGGUGAAGAAACUACUUUGGUCCGUGUUUCUGAUGGCUUGAGCCGCUGACGACACGCGCAGCUCUGCUGCUGGCUGACCCACUCUGCUAGGGUUUUGGCUCAUGGAGAAAUGCCGGGUUUAUGGUGUGAGAUGUGCUGUUCGGACGAUGCGUGGUGGAGGCGGGGGGGGGUGAUGAUUCAAUUAGAUGUACGACACCCUUGCUUCGGCAAGGCUCGUGAGUUUAACCCUUUGAGGCAAAAUCCAUUCUCGUCUGACUCCCCGGCUCCAUCUCACCUUCCCAGUACACCUUUCUCCACCCUACUCGACCCAUCCCUCUCACCCUUCCUCCCCUUUCCCGCUUCCUCCUCUCUCUGUUCCUAAUUUAUCCUCUUCCUGGCUUCGCUAUUGCGUGUUGGUCGUGUCCCACCGCGCCUAUAAGUCCCCAUAGCAGCGAUCUCGGCCCCCCACCAGGGGCCGAGAGCCCAAGCCUGCAGUGGCUACGAGCAUGGCGCCACAUCGCUUGUAGUGUGUGGGAGCAUCGCUUUCCCCUCUGCCGUGUAUCCUAGUGGUUGCCAGGGGCUGUGGCUCCCUCCACAUUGCUACCGUACAGUAUCUAUGCACUUCGUCUGGCAGAUCUUGGGGAAGUUCAGGAUUCUCCUGAAUGAGCUGUGUUCGGGUGUCCUUGGUGCUGCGCAAACAGCUGUCGAAUCAGCCAAUUUCUUGUGAAGUCGCUGAAGCGCGGCUGCUUCUCACUUCACUUGUGUAUCGUUCUCUCCUUUUCUGCGUGGCGCAAUGAUUAAACCCUUAUUCCUCGUUCUGAAUCUCCUCGGAGGACGUGUCAGACAGAAUAUAACACCACUCAUAGAACCUGAGCGCCUUGCACGUCCCGCCCCUUGCUUCAAUGGCCAUUUGUAACCCCCACACCCCCCCCUUCCCCCCCCACCCACUUUGUCGCUGUCUUCCUCUUCGAGAUUCUGCUUCAAGUACUGUCUUGUUGCCGCCCUGUUGCAAGAAUGGACAAUUGUGGGUCCCCACUUUCUGCUCCUUCCACCCUUUCCCUCCCCAUCCCCUGCUGCUCUUGUUUAGCUUCCAUCAACUUUGCCUCCUGCCUCUCUCUAGUUUCCCUGCUCUGCAAUCCUAGGUAUCUGCAUUGGCAUCGGGAGGAAGUUACGUGGAGGUGGCAUGCGACACAUGUGUCCUAGCUGUGGCAUCGUCGUCAGUUGCUUGGUUCAACCUUGCUGGGGUUCAAUCCAGUGCUGCUCAAUGCUGAGCCUGGGGAAGGGAAUGCUUUUUUAGUUUUACGAAAUGCUGCAAAAAUCAUCAUGGUGGUGUUCUGGGAAAGGCACCGCCGCCGAGAAGACGAAUGGUAUACUUUCGAAGCCAGUAAAUUAUCCUUCCUUUCAUGGACGUCUUCUCUACACGGUCGAAAUUAUAAAAAUCGGUGAAAAUA